CACCAUUCUUGUCAAUUAGUGCUAAAGGGUGCAAAGAAAAUUUUUUUCACAACAACAGCCAUCUCAUAUCAAUUUUCAAAGUAUUAGCGUGUAAAAGUUGUUGUCUAUUAAACUAUUUCAUGACAGUGAAAAAAAAUUGACAUCUUUAUAGUGUAAGUGCUAAUUUUACAUCGAUCAGAGAUCAGGGCACAUCAAAGAGGGCCUGGCCUGGCCCUCCAUAUACCAAACAAAACAUGGACGCCGUUGAAAUAAAUACGUCGGAAUCACCGCAAAAUGAAGAGGGAAUUGUAUCUACAAUGGAAAUAUGUAGAGUUUGUCUACUUGGAAAUUUAUUAAUGCGCGAUCUUUUCCACGAUAAUGGGGUCGCAUCUUUGUCCUCUAAGGCCAUGAGUUUUACCAACAUUAAGAUGUUACCUGGUGAUGGACUACCAGGACAAGUUUGUUGUGAUUGUGCUGAUAAGUUGGAAGUUGCCUAUGAUUUUAAAUUACAAGUAGAGCAAGCUGAUAGUGUAUUGAGAGAAAAAUAUGAUACUUUAAACAUAAAAGAAGAGUUAUUUUUUAAUGACGUGGAAGUACAUUUAGAAGGAGAGAGAACGCGUGUAAGACGUGAAAUUAAUGAUAAUGGUGAAUAUGUCGAGGCAACAGAAUCAUUACACGACGAUGGAAGAGAUACACUUUUGAAGGAUCAUCUUGCACUUUUACAAGUUGAAAAAAUUGCCGAACAAGAGAGCAUAUUACAGCACGAUUUUUGUUCAGGUGUAGAGCAUUUGCAAGAACAACUUCAGGAAGAAUUAAAUGAGGGUGAAUUGGAGGAAGAGGAUUUGCCGGAGGAGGAGCAAUUGCAGGAGGAACAUUUACAAGAGGAACAUUUACAGGAACAACAUUUACAGGAACAACAUUUACAGGAACAACAUUUACAGGAACAACAUUUACAAGAACAACAUUUACAAGAACAUCAUUUACAGGAACAUCAUCUACAAGACCAUCAAUUACAAGAACAUUUACAAGAUCAACAAAUACAAGAGGAAAAUCUUCAGGAAGAACAUUUGCAAGAGGAACAUUUACAAGAGCAAUUACAAGAUGAUGAUGAUGAUUUAGCUGAUGAUCUUGCUAAACAAUCAAAUGAAGAAUUACUCCAAUUACAAGAAAUUUCCCAACCUAUGCACAAUUUUUCGGAUGAAAAACGUGGUAUUAAACAUGAAAAUCUUCAGGACAGUAAUAUUUCCGAACAAAAUUAUCUUGAUCAACAGGAAUGCUCACAAAUAAGUGAUGAUGAUUUCAAUAAUGACGAGCCAUUCGUCGAUUCACAAGAGUCAAUGGAAUAUUCAACAUUGGAAAAAGAAAGAGAAAUAACUGAACAAGAUGCCGAACAAAUGGAAUAUGAUUCACCACAAAAUGAAACAAGACGAAGUAAACGUAAAUUAACACGUCAAUCAACUGAAUCAGAUCAUAAUUCAGAUGAGGAGAAUUAUUUUGAAAAUUUAAAUUUAAGUUCACGUUUAAAAAAAACACAGGAGGAUAAAUCGGAGAAAGUUUUCUUUAUGUGUUAUCUUUGUGACAAGGAAUUUUUAUCAAAGGGAAUUUUAAAGGAACACAUGCAUUCACACGAGGAGGUGAGAAGAACUUUAUCAUUGAAAAAAAUUGACAAUAAAUCGCCAAAAACAAUUGUCCAACAAAAAUCAUUGUCUACACAAAAAGUUCCUGUAACACCACAAAAAACCCCGGUACCAUUAAAAAUGCCACCAUCUGGUAAAAAGGCAAAUAAAUGUCCCUAUUGCGGUAAAGAAUAUCUCUAUAUUAUUUCUUUCAAUAAACAUUUAAAACAACAUGAAAAAGAGAAAGGUGUCAAGAAACGUGAAUUUAUGACAUCGACAGAAGAUAAUUUUCCUGACGACGAUGAUUCUGUUGAUUAUAUCGAAAAUGUAAAUUCCAUUCAUAAUUUUGAAACAAGCGUCGAAGAUGUUAACGAUUCCGAAUCGGAUAAUGAUAAAGAAUCAGAAAUUUAUCAAUGUGACAAGUGUCCCGAGAAAUUCAACAAUAAACGAUCACUUCACAAACAUGGUGUUAAACAUAUAAAUUUAAAAUGUUCAGUUUGUGACGUAGAAUACGAAUCAUUGGAAAAAUUAAGCGAACAUCGAAUUGAACAUGUCACCGAAGGUGUUUUAACUGAGGAAGAUUUACGUAAAGACGCCGAGGAAUGGAAUAUAAUUGAUGACAAAGAUGAAAUGGAUCAAAAGAAUGAAUUAAAAUGUCCCCAUUGUCCAUUAUUAUUUUCAUAUAAAAAAUCCCUAUUAAAACAUAUUGAAACACAUGGAAUUAAAUUUACAUGUAAAAUUUGUGGCAAUGAAUUUUUAAAACGUGAACAAUUAGCAAAACAUUUGGAAAAUCAUGUAAGACCAAAAUCAUUUAAAUGUACACAAUGUAACAAAGUUUUUGGCAAUGAAUUAACAUUACGUAAUCAUUUAAUAGCAACAAAUCACAAGACAAUUCUUCAAGGACAAGAAUAUGAUCCAAAUAAAAGAUUAAAACGACACGCGGCAAAAGCAGCACAAAAAAUAAUUGAUAAAAUAAAAAUUGAAGACGAAAGCGAUUACGAUGAGGAGGGUAAAAAGAAAGAUCAUGAUGAAUUAAAAUCACCAAAGAGAAUGUACAAUAAAAAACUUCUCUUCGAAUGUGAGACGUGUAAUAAAAAAUGUAGUUCGAAACAAUCAUUAACAAAACAUAUGGAAUUACAUGUGAAAGAUGAGAAAAAUGAUAAAAUUAAACUUGAGAAAAAAGAAACAGAAAAAUUCCUCGACGAUGACGAUGAUGAUACAGAUGAUCGUGAUGAUGAUUUUGAAAGUGGUCUCGAUUGGCCAAUGGAUAAUCAUGAAUGUCCAACAUGUAAAAAACGAUACAGUACAAAAAAAUCCCUCCUUAGGCAUCAAUUACUUCAUGAGGAGCCAAAUUUUGAAUGUGACAUUUGUAAUGUGAAAUUUUAUCGUAAAGACAAAUUGAAAGCUCAUUAUGAUAAAUGUUCAGAGAAAAAUCCCGAUCAAGUACGUAAAUGUAAUAUAUGUGGUGAUAGUUUUGAAAAUAAUGAAAUAUUACGUGAACAUCGUGCAAAACAUGUGACAGAGGGAAUUCUAACCGAAGAGGAUCUACGUGAAAUUGAACCAAGGCCCGAGGAGAGAAAAUCAGGUGAAAAAAUACCACGCAAACGUCGUACCGAUAUUGUUGGUCUCGAAUGUACCGAAUGUAAUAAACAAUAUACAUCACGUAAAGGCCUCCUACGACAUAUACAAGUUCACGAGGGUAAAAAAUAUCUCUGCGACAUUUGUCCAAAGAAAUUCUAUCGACGUGAACAUUUAAAGAUACACGUUGCCAAACACAAUAUGAUUAAACCCUACAAGUGUACACGUUGUACAAAACGUUUCAUUAAAGAAGAACAAUUAACAAAUCAUCUUUCAAAACAUGAUCGUAAUUUCAAAAAGAAUAAAGAAACAGAUAGUUCAAAACGUUUUCUCUGUGAAAUUUGCUCGAAAAGUUUUACUCAAUCAACAACAUUAAUCGCUCAUUUACGUGCACACAAUGGAAUUAAACCAUAUGUAUGCGAAGUUUGCUCUCGUCCAUUCACAACAAAUGCCUAUCUUAAAAUGCAUAUGCGAACACACACUCAAGAACGACCUUAUAUUUGUCAAUUUUGUUCGCGUGCAUUUGCACGUGCCGAUACACUUGCAAAUCAUUUAACAUCACACACUGGCGAGGCGAAAUAUCAUUGUAAAUUUUGUCCAAAAAAUUUCCGACGACUCAAAUCACUCAAGGAACAUGUUUUCAUUCACACUGGUCAAAGGCCAUAUGCAUGUCCAACUUGUGAUCGAAGAUUCAAUAAUAAUGGUAGUCGCUAUGCGCACAGUAAACGUUGCAAGCAAAAUAUGUUACAAAAUCAAAAUCGUGCUCAACUUGUUGCACAACAAGUGCCACAAUCAACAUUACAGAUACAACAACAGCAACAGCAGCAGCAUCAACAACAACAACAGCAGCAGCAACAUCAUCAACAGCAGCAACAACAGCAAAAAAUUCAUCAAACUAUUGUUCAAAGUCCAUUGAUAAAAUCGCAGAAUAUUAAGACAAUCACAAUUGCAAGACAAGCGGAACCAAUGACUGCUCAACAUGUUAUGCAACAUCAGGAAAUUCUCAUGCCACUUAUUUUGCCAUUGACAGUAACACUUGCCGAUGUUGGAGAGGAAGUAAUAUUGCCCGAAGGUACGAAAAUAUUCACAACUUCUUAAUUUACAAUUUAAUAAAAGAGGGAGAGAUUUCAGAGACACGUUUUCUAUGAAAACAAACGAACGAUGAAAAAAAAAAAUUGUUCCUCUUCAUCGAGAAGAAAAACAAAAAAGUGAUCCUAAGAUGGAAAAAAGAAAAGUAAUUAAUAUUGUUCCAUCUGGUGCUCUCAAUGGGAUUAUUAUCCUCUGACCAAAAAUAUAUAUUUUUUCCUUUUUGUAUUGAAAAAAAAGUCAAAAUUAAUCAAAAUGAAAAUUUAAUUCAGGGAAAAUAUUUUGCAAUUAAAAAAAUAAUAAUUAAUCUAUUAUCUUGUUCUUGUUAAUUUUCUCAGUUUGUGAAAUCUUAAAAAAAAAAUAUAUAUUUCCUGAAUUAAAGUUUUUAUUGUCAAUCACUUUGUGAAUAUUGAUGAAAGAAAUUAAUAGUUGAAAAAUAGCAGUUAAUUUAUUAUAAUGUAAAUUUCUCUUACAUUACAUAUUUGUUUCAAUUUUUAAUAUUGUAAAUGCAAAACAAACUGCUCAACUUCAAUUAUUAAUUUCAAUUUAUUUCAUUGUCUUACUUUUUUUUUGCAUUGGAACAGUUUGUCUCAAAAAAAUUCAAACCAUUUUCUUUUUGUAAUUAUAAUUUAAAAUUCAAACCAAAAUUUGAAAGUUUUUUUUUCUAAAAACUUUAAAUGUGAUGAAAUUGUUUUUUGUAAGCGAAUUACAAUGUAAAGAAUUUACAGUAUAUAGUCAAUUUUCUAUGUAAAGUCUCAAUUUGAAAUUUUAAUGUAAAUUUAAAUUAAUUUACAUUAAAGAAUGUUUAUUUAAAAUUAAAAAUUGAAGCUAUAUAUUAUUUGUAAGUGCUUUGAGCAAAAAUUUGCUUAAAAUAGUAGAUUUUUUUUGUAAAUAUUCUCUUUAUUUACUUCUUAUAUUAUUAGUUUAAAAAUAUUUCUCUCAACUUUAUUUUCAAUUUUAAAAACUUAUUCUUUAGAACGAGGAAAAGAAAUGAUUUUCAAAUUGAGAUAAUUCUUCAUUGUUAUUGCCUUUUUUUUUUGUCAUUUAAUAUUGUCAGAAUGACUACGAACAGUUUUCAAAUUGCAAUAAUUGACAAAGAAAAAAAAAAUUUUUUGUUCUUUUGAUAACUUCUAUACGACACCUAAAGAGUCUUUGUAAACAUAAUAAUUAAUGUACGAUACCUUACAUCGAAUUUUAUUUUUUCAAAAAAAAAAAAAAGGUGAAGGCGCAAGAUAGCAGUUUAAUAAUUAAGAUUCUGUAAUAUUUUAAAAAGAAAAAUCUGCGCGCGAAAAUCAGGGCUGGGAAUUAUUAUAUUUAUAUAUAUAUAUUUUUUUUUUUGAGAAAUUUAUUUAUUUUUGAAAAUUGUUCAUUACAAGAAAAUUAAAUUACGAAUUUUCUUAUUAUAAACAUAAGUUAAAUGAGAAAAUAAUAUAUCGUUAAUGGUUUGAAUAAUUUGAAAUAUUUUUUGUAUAAUAUAUUUUUUUCCAACUUUAGUUUAUUUUUAAAUUUAAAAAAAUUAAUUAAAAUUGACAAAAGUGAUUAUUCUUGUUUGAGUAUAGGGCAAAAAUUAUAUUUUGCAUAAUUUUAUUCAUAUUAUUUAAGUAUUUACUAUAUUUGUAGAUGAUUUUAUUUGUGUAAAACAGUUUUUUUUUAAUUAUAAAAAAUUAAAAAAAAACUGUUUUUCAUUUUCUAUAAUAAUAAUAACAAAGAAUUAGUUUAAUGUUAAUUAAAAAAUAUUGUAACCAUCAUAUUUUCAGUGAUUUUAAAUUUCUAAGGGGGUUUUUUUUUUUAUUAGAAUAGAAAUAUUUCAUUUAUAUUUAAAAAAAAAAUUAGAUCAAUGUUAUUUAAUUUUUUUUUUAUAAUGCGAUAUUGCUGAAAUUUUAUUUACCGGAGAAUUUAAUAUUAUAUAAGUAAAUUUUCUUAUAAUAUAAAAUGUGGAAUAUAAAUUUUUAUAAUAUUUAAGUAUAUUUCGCCUCAGCCCUGUGGUAUGAUAUUUGCAUGUUAUGUAUAAUUGUAAUUACAUACAAAUAUGCUUAAAAAUAAGCCAACAAUAAUUAUAUAGUAAUUAGCUGUGGAUUAUAAUUUCCAUUUUAUUUGUACAUAACCGUUAUAGUGUGAAUAAAGAACACAAUCUUCAAAUA
Leptopilina boulardi is the source of this 6400-nucleotide messenger RNA. Its product is annotated as zinc finger protein Xfin-like. The record is from RefSeq and is a predicted model, not a curated record. Gene Ontology annotation, molecular function: zinc ion binding. Bases 234 to 4271 code for a protein of 1345 amino acids. Gene Ontology annotation, cellular component: nucleus. The transcript is spliced from 3 exons. Lineage: Eukaryota; Metazoa; Arthropoda; Insecta; Hymenoptera; Figitidae.